UCUCUCACUCACACACACACACACAGGGAGAGAGAGCUCCACCUCCCCCAUGUGAUGUGAAGGCAUCCUUUCCUCCUCCUUGCCUUAUCAUCACAGCACGCACAAUUCUGUAAAGAGAUUCACUGCACUGCUGCAGCAUUUUGUUUUGCUGCCUGCUCUCUCUUCCUUCCUGGAGCUUGACAGAGCCUCCUUCUCCUUCCCUCUUCUCUGAUUGCAUCCACUGUUGCUCACCUUCUUCUUCUUCUCUCCUUGUGUUGAUUGAUUCCUUGCCUCCAACUUCUCACUGUUCCUGGCGGCAGGUUCCUCUGUUCCGGUGGUUGUUGGUUCUGUUCUUGCUGACAGUUUGCCCUGUUCUUCUCUGCAUCGAUCUGAACUUCGUUGCAGAUUCAACUUCCAUACUGUUCAUCUGACCUUUUGAGUGGGAGGAGACGAGGAGUGUCUCUGUUUAGAUUAAGAAGGCAUCUUCUGCUUCUGUGUUGAUGCCUUGCUUGGCUUCCCUCUGAUGGUGAAUCCGAGCUAGGUUGCUGUGGAAGCAAGGAAGCAGGGGAGACCAUUAGGAAGGCAGGAAAGAAAAGAUGCGACCUUUGAGCAGGCUAGGCGUCGGGCUCACGGUGGUGUCGGCGCUCCUCCUCCUCGCGCUCGCCGCCGAGCUCUACUACCUCCUCGUGCACAAGCGCCGCCAGCGCCGCCGUGCCGCCGCCAUCUCCGACGCGGCCUCCUCGCCGUCGUCCUCCUCGCGCGAGCUGCUCCAGCUCUUCUGCUUCAAGAAGACGCCGGCGCUCGCGUCCACCACCUACGCGCAGGAGCCGCGCGCCGGCGAUGCCGAGGCCGACCACGAGGAUGACGACGACGACGACGACGGCGACGACACGGUCGAGGGGCAGCUCAUGCGGCUGGGCAGCCUCGUCGGCCCGUCGCGGCUGCUCUUCACCAUCAAGGAGGAGACCAAGGAGGACCUCGAGUCCGCCGACGGCCGGAGCAGGUGCGGGAGGAGCCGGAGCCUCGGCGACCUGCUGCAUUGCCCGGAGACGCCGUUCCUCACGCCGGCCUCCUCGCCCCUCCCGCCGGCGAUGGAGAGGUCGUACAACCCCCUGUUCGAGUCUCCGGCCGCGAGCCCUACCACCAUCGCCAAGUCACCGCCGCCCAAGCUCCAGUUCCUCAAGGACGCGGAGGAGAAGCUGUACCGGCGGGCGCUGGAAGAGGAGGCUAAGAGGGCGGCGCGGGGGUCGCCGUCGCCGGUGGCCGGCGAGGAGGACGGCGGGUACAUCACCAUCGUGGUGGGGAAGAACACCCGGGUCAUCCCCUUGCCUUCGCCUCCCCGUACCUCUUGAUAACUUGUCUGAUGCAGUCAAGUGUUCUAGCGUAGCCUCUUCGGUGUGAUCUUUUUUCGAUCAUUCCAAUUGUAAGAUUGGAUGUAUAUACAUGAACAUGCUGAGGAAUUCAGAACUUGAGAUCAAUAUAUUUUCUUUUU
This is a messenger RNA of Lolium perenne, 1471 nucleotides long. RefSeq lists its product as uncharacterized. Lineage: Eukaryota; Viridiplantae; Streptophyta; Magnoliopsida; Poales; Poaceae. The record is from RefSeq and is a predicted model, not a curated record.